Raphanus sativus (radish) is the source of this 1925-nucleotide messenger RNA. Its product is annotated as serine carboxypeptidase-like 20. Gene Ontology annotation, biological process: proteolysis; secondary metabolic process. Bases 244 to 1758 code for a protein of 504 amino acids. Lineage: Eukaryota; Viridiplantae; Streptophyta; Magnoliopsida; Brassicales; Brassicaceae. The record is from RefSeq and is a predicted model, not a curated record. Gene Ontology annotation, molecular function: acyltransferase activity, transferring groups other than amino-acyl groups; serine-type carboxypeptidase activity. The transcript is spliced from 13 exons.
GGUAACUGUAGCUUGCAGAAUCACAUAUUUACUUAUCCCAUCCUAUGUUCCACAAUUUCUUCUUAUAAUCAGUUUUUCUCCACAUCAUCUCUUUUGUCUCCUUUUAUUCACCAAUAACUCUUGCUAAAUUAUUUCCUAACUUAACCCGAAUAUUCUCAAGUGUUUUUCCUAUCUUGUUGUUCUAUAUAAAGCAAUACCACAAUUCUUACUAUUACACUGUGAAAAUCUCUUUGUCCUGAGUUUAUGUUGUUGAUCCCAAUGAGCUCCUUACUGAAAUUUCUUGCCUUUGUGGCAUUACUUUUAGUGUUUGUAAUAACAACAGAAUCAGCUCCUGAAUCUGCUCUUAUCACCAAACUUCCUGGUUUCAGUGGCACUUUUCCUUCAAAACACUACUCUGGGUACAUCACAAUUGAUAAGGAGCAUGGGAAGAAUCUGUGGUAUUACUUUGUUGAAUCAGAGAUGAAUCCUUUGAAAGAUCCGGUUGUACUCUGGCUCAAUGGUGGUCCAGGCUGCUCAAGCAUGGAUGGAUUUGUGUACGAGCAUGGUCCUUUCAAUUUCGAACCAGCAAAGACAAAUUAUAGUCUCCCACUCCUGCAUCUUAAUCCUUACAGUUGGUCAAAGGUGUCUAACAUGAUAUACCUUGAUUCACCUGUUGGUGUGGGUUUCUCUUACUCAAAGAACGAAUCUGACUACAUAACCGGUGAUAUGAAAACCGCGGUUGACUCUCACGCGUUUCUUCUCAAGUGGUUCGAGAUGUUUUCCGAGUUUCAGUCGAAUCCGUUUUACAUCUCUGGAGAAUCUUAUGCUGGAGUUUACGUCCCAACUCUGGCUUCAGAAGUUGUCAAAGGGAACAAAGAAGGGUUAAAGCCGGCUCUUAAUUUAAAGGGAUAUUUGGUUGGAAAUGGAGUUGCAGAUUCCAUGUAUGACGGAAACGCUCUUGUCCCGUUUGCACACGGGAUGGGACUAAUCUCUGAUCAGCUCUUUGAGAACGUUACAAAAGUUUGCAAUGGAAAUUUCUAUGACAAUUUUAGCCCUGAUUGCGAAGAACAGAUGGCUAAAGUUUCAAUGGAUAUUGACAGGUUGAACAUAUACAACAUUCUUGAGCCAUGUUACCAUGGAACAUCGCUAUCCGCAUUUGACAUAAAAUCGCUGCCUUCAAGUCUUCUACAGGCAGGCAAAACCGAGAAACCUUUGGCUGUAAGAAAAAGAAUGUUUGGUCGAGCGUGGCCUGUUCGUGCGCCUAUUCUUCCAGGAAUUGUUCCUAGCUGGUCUCAACUCCUUGCUGACGUCUCUGUUCCUUGCAUCGAUGAUAGAAUUGCAACAGCUUGGCUAAACGAUCCAGCGACCAGGAAAGCUAUUCAUGCUAAAGAGGAGAGCGAGAUAGGAAGAUGGGCACUCUGCACAAGUAAGCUAUCGUUCCAUCACGAUGCAGGGAGUAUGAUCAGUUUCCAUAGAAACCUCACUCUAAGUGGAUAUAGAGCACUCAUUUACAGCGGUGAUCUCGAUCUGUGUGUUCCAUUUACUGGCUCUGAAGCUUGGACACGCUCUCUUGGAUACAAGGUGAUUGAUGAAUGGAGGGCAUGGAUAUCAAAUGACCAAGUCGCGGGUUCAUGCAUAUUUUCUUGCAGGUAUACCCAGAGAUAUGCAAACGAUCUCACAUUUUUAACCAUCAAGGGUGCAGGACAUACAGUUCCUGAGUACAAACCGCGAGAGGCGUUGGAUUUCUAUAGCCGAUUUCUAGCAGGAAGCAAGAUUUAAGAGAGCUGUCUAUUCAAAAAAAAAGUACAGGGCAUCAUAUCAUCAUGUAUUGACUCGUUUGAAUAAAAAAAAAGCAUUUGCUAUAUUGAGCUUUUGAAUGGUUGAUUCUUCAUUGUUUCAUGAUAUAACACCAUGCAUACCUCUAUUAGAGUAGUAGUUAUACUGUA